AUCGUAGAACCUCAAUGGAAAUUGUGCUACGUCUUAUUAUAGAUCUACCAUUGUUCAUCCAGCACCGCGACUAGACCACUGAGGACUGUAUAUAUUCCUAUACCGAACCGGGAACAUCUUCACCAGCGACACUAAUGAUUAGGCCUGGAAGAGCUGCAACACCAUUGGUUGGACUAGUCGACAUGCCGCCCUGGGCCCGUCUUUACCACUGUCAUUUCCUUGCUCCGACGCCUUCAAGGACGCCAGCAUAUCCCAACAGGUCCAAUGAUUUGCGCCGGCAAUACUCGCCCAGCCCCUUCGCAAGCCCGAAUAAAUCAAUCACGUCCCCAAGGACGAGUUAUCAUGGAGGAAUAUCGCUGGCGGUAGCUGACUUUCUCGAGCGCUAUCCUUAUGUCAUUGACUGGAUAUCGUUCGUUACUAAGUAUGGUCUGGCGAAGAUAAAUCUACUGCCUUCUUUUACAUCUGUCUCCAUUAACAAUGGCGUCAGGACUUUCACAGGAGGGGAUCUUGCCGUGGAGUCAAACCUUGGCUCAGAUUAUCCAGUUUUUCUCACUGGAGAAUUACCAAUCACCCAUUGCACAGCCGUGUAACAAGGUACUGCCACAAGCCAUUCUCGGAAACAACCCCCCCCCCCC
This is a messenger RNA of Aureobasidium subglaciale EXF-2481, 635 nucleotides long. RefSeq lists its product as uncharacterized. The record is from RefSeq and is a predicted model, not a curated record. The coding region runs from base 135 to 590 and encodes 151 amino acids. The transcript has a single exon. NCBI's taxonomy places the organism in Eukaryota, Fungi, Ascomycota, Dothideomycetes, Dothideales, Saccotheciaceae.